This is a messenger RNA of Gamsiella multidivaricata, 1060 nucleotides long. RefSeq lists its product as uncharacterized. Gene Ontology annotation, molecular function: oxidoreductase activity. Bases 216 to 986 code for a protein of 256 amino acids. The record is from RefSeq and is a predicted model, not a curated record. NCBI's taxonomy places the organism in Eukaryota, Fungi, Mortierellomycota, Mortierellomycetes, Mortierellales, Mortierellaceae. The transcript has 8 exons.
CUUCUUUUUAAAGAACAAGCACUCAACCCACAACGCCCGACACACAUUUUUCAUUCGACCUUCUUUCCAUCGCUGGAAUCCCUUUACCAAGACUCUCCUUCGCUCGUUUAGCUUGCACACCUCACACCCCCUACUGUUUGCUGCGCGUGAAUCUCAACGGUCCUACAGCACCAUUCCAAGCAAAUUUUAUUCGACAAAACUCGAUAUCUUACAUAAUGCACAUUCAAGGAAAGAACUUCAUCGUCACUGGAGGAAGCUCGGGUCUUGGCGAAGCGACUACCCGGGCUAUCGUAGAGAAGGGCGGCAAAGUAAUCAUUUUCGACAUCAACGAGGAGCGCGGCGAAGCCAUUGCGGCCGAGUUGGGCAGCUCAGUCCUCUGGCCUGGCGCAACGGAUAUCGCAGGCGAGGACUCUGUCAUUGCUUCGAUGGAGAAGGGCGUGGAGAAGUUUGGAAAGAUCUCGGGAGUCAUCAACUGUGGAGGCAUUGGCAUGGCUCAAAAGAUCGUGUUCAGGAAUGGCGAGCCCCAGCCUCUGGACAUCUUUCAGGAGGUUGUGAGGAUCAAUUUGGUUGGAACCUUCAAUGUUUGCCGACUGGUUGCUGCCCAUAUCAUUGCUAAUAUCAAGGCGUCGUCCGAAAAAGAAGAGGAUCCCGGGGUUAUCAUCAACGUCGCUUCGAUCGCGUACACAGAGGGACAGGCUGGCCAAACCGCGUACUCUGCUUCGAAAGGAGGUGUCGCGGGUAUGACUUUGCCAAUGGCCCGCGACUUGGCUGGCCAGGUCCGUGUCUGCACCAUCGCUCCGGGAUUUUUCGGCACUCCUAUGGGUAAUGCUGUCAAAGACUCGAAUCUUGAAAAGCACAUGGUUCAUCCCUACCGUAUGGGUAAGCCAAGCGAAUUUGCUCAUCUCGCCUGCGCCAUUAUCGAAAACCCAAUGAUGAACGGCGAAAUUAUUCGUAUCGAUGGUGCUGUCCGUCUCGGAAAGCUGUAAGAGCAGCCCCGUCAAUCACCCCGGUCUGUAAAGAGUAAAGAAACCACAGAACGUCACCCAGUAAAACUUUUAAA